AUGGAUGUAAAAGAAAGAAAGCCGUAUCGAUCUCUGACUCGGCGACGCGACACUGAGCGCCGCUACACCAGCUCUUCAGCUGAGAGUGAGGACAGCAAGGCACCCCAGAAGUCCUACAGCUCCAGCGAGACCCUGAAGGCUUAUGAUCAAGACUCCAGGCUGACCUACAGCAAUCGGGUCAAAGACAUGGUGCACCAGGAGGCUGAUGAAUUCUGCCGAGCAGGAGCCAACUUCUCUUUGCGAGAACUGGGACUUGAAGAUGUGACACCCACCCACGGGGCUUUGUACCGGACCGACAUCGGUCUGCCUCACUGUGGCUACUCCAUCAGCACCGGCUCAGAUGGUGACACGGAAGCAGAUGUGGUCAUGUCACCUGAGCACCCAGUGAGGCUUUGGACACGCAACACCAAAUCUGGGCGUAGCUCGUGCUUGUCAAGCCGGGCCAACUCCAACCUCACCCUCACCGACACGGAGCAUGAGAAUACUGAAACUGAUCAUCCUCCAAAUAUUCAAAAUCAUUCAAGACUUCGAACUCCACCACCUCCAAUAUCACAUGCUCACACCCCAAAUCAGCAUCACGCGGCCUCCAUCAAUUCCCUGAACAGAGGGAACUUCACUCCACGCAGCAACCCGAGCCCAGCUCCUACAGACCACUCUCUCUCUGGAGAACAACCAGCCACUGCUCAAGAGCCAGCCCAUGCUCAGGACAACUGGUUACUCAACAGUAACAUCCCACUGGAGACAAGGCACUUCCUGUUCAAACCUGGAGGCACUUCUCCCCUUUUUUGUACAACGUCGCCAGGAUAUCCCCUGACAUCCAGCACUGUGUACUCGCCUCCCCCUAGGCCCCUUCCCAGAAGUACCUUUUCUAGGCCUGCCUUUAACCUGAAGAAACCCUAUAAGUACUGUAAUUGGAAAUGUGCUGCUCUGAGUGCCAUUGUCAUCUCAGUCACACUGGUGAUCCUGCUGGCCUAUUUCAUAGCCAUGCACCUGUUUGGCCUAAACUGGCACCUGCAGCCGAUGGAAGGGCAGAUGUAUGAGAUCACGGAAGACACAGCCAGCAGUUGGCCAGUGCCAACGGACGUCUCCUUAUAUCCUUCGGGGGGCACAGGGUUAGAGUUACCUGACAGGAAAGGCAAAGGAACCAGUGAAGGAAAGCCCAGUAGUUUCUUUCCAGACGACAGUUUUAUAGACUCCGGAGAAAUUGAUGUAGGCAGACGAGCCACACAGAAGAUCCCUCCUGGUAUCUUUUGGAGAUCUCAGGUGUUCAUCGACCAUCCAGUGCAUCUGAAAUUCAAUGUGUCUUUAGGAAAGGCUGCUCUGGUUGGCAUCUAUGGCAGAAAAGGACUCCCACCAUCACACACACAGUUUGACUUUGUCGAGCUCCUUGAUGGAAGACGUCUGCUGACACAGGAGGCAAGAAGCUUGGAAGGACCUCAGCGGCAGCACAAAACUUUUGUGCCCUUGGCCAGCCAUGAGACAGGAUUUAUCCAGUAUUUAGAUUCAGGAAUAUGGCAUUUAGCCUUCUACAAUGAUGGCAAAGAAUCGGAAGUGGUUUCUUUUCUUACUACUGCUAUUGAAUCAGUGGAUAACUGUCCCAGUAAUUGCUAUGGGAAUGGAGACUGUGUGUCUGGGACUUGCCAUUGCUUCCUUGGCUUUCUGGGCCCUGACUGUGGCAGAGCGUCCUGCCCAGUGCUGUGCAGUGGAAAUGGGCAGUACAUGAAAGGAAGAUGCUUGUGCCACAGUGGCUGGAAGGGAGCAGAGUGUGAUGUCCCAACCAACCAGUGCAUUGAUGUCUCCUGCAAUAACCAUGGCACAUGCAUCAUGGGCACCUGUAUCUGCAACCCAGGAUACAAAGGCGAGAGCUGUGAAGAAGUGGACUGCAUGGAUCCUACCUGCUCGGGACGAGGCGUGUGUGUCCGAGGAGAAUGUCACUGUUCCGUUGGCUGGGGAGGAACAAAUUGUGAGACCCCAAGAGCCACUUGUCUGGAUCAGUGCUCUGGUCACGGGACUUUCCUCCCAGAUACCGGACUCUGCAGCUGCGAUCCCAACUGGACUGGCCACGACUGCUCAAUUGAGAUUUGUGCAGCGGACUGCGGAGGACAUGGCAUUUGUGUCGGAGGCACCUGCCGCUGCGAGGAGGGCUGGAUGGGCACAGCCUGUGAUCAGCGAGCGUGUCACCCACGCUGCAAUGAGCACGGGACCUGCCGGGAUGGCAAGUGUGAAUGCAGCCCGGGCUGGAACGGAGAGCACUGCACUAUUGAGGGAUGCCCUGGCUUGUGCAAUGGCAAUGGCAGAUGCACUCUGGACAUGAACGGCUGGCACUGUGUCUGCCAGCUGGGCUGGAGAGGAGCAGGCUGUGACACUUCCAUGGAGACGGCAUGCGGCGAUGGGAAAGACAACGAUGGAGAUGGCCUGGUGGAUUGCAUGGACCCAGACUGCUGCUUGCAGCCACUGUGCCACGUUAAUGCACUGUGCCUGGGCUCCCCGGACCCCCUGGAUAUCAUCCAGGAGACGCAAGCCCCCAUCUCCCAGCAGAGCUUGCAUUCCUUCUAUGAUCGAAUCAAGUUCCUGAUUGGCAAGGACAGCACUCACGUCAUCCCAGGGGACAAUCCUUUUGAAGGCGGACAUGCAUGUGUGAUUCGAGGCCAGGUGAUGACAGCAGAUGGGACCCCUCUAGUUGGAGUGAACAUCAGCUUUGUCAACAACCCUCUGUUUGGAUACACAAUCAGCAGACAAGAUGGCAGCUUUGAUCUUGUUACCAUUGGUGGAAUCUCCAUUAUCCUUCACUUUGAGCGGGCUCCCUUCAUCACCCAGGAGCACACACUGUGGUUGCCGUGGGAUCGCUUCUUUGUGAUGGAAACCAUAGUCAUGAGGCACGAAGAGAAUGAGAUCCCAAGCUGUGACCUCAGUAACUUCGCCCGGCCCAACCCUGUGGUCUCUCCUUCUCCGCUCACUGCUUUUGCAACUUCCUGCUCAGAGAAAGGUCCUAUUGUUCCUGAAAUCCAGGCUCUACAAGAGGAGAUUAACGUUUCUGGCAGUAAAAUAAAAGUGAGUUACCUGAGCAGUCGCACAGCUGGCUACAAAUCAGUGCUGCGGAUAAGCAUGACCCACCCCACCAUCCCCUUCAACCUCAUGAAAGUCCACCUCAUGGUGGCCGUCGAGGGACGCCUCUUCAGAAAGUGGUUUGCAGCAGCUCCAGACCUGUCCUACUAUUUCAUCUGGGACAAGACAGAUGUCUAUAGCCAGAAGGUGUAUGGGCUCUCAGAAGCCUUCGUUUCAGUAGGUUAUGAGUAUGAAUCCUGUCCAGACUUAAUCCUGUGGGAGAAGAGGACAGCUGUGCUUCAGGGUUAUGAAAUUGAUGCUUCCAAACUUGGAGGAUGGUCCCUGGACAAACACCAUGCCCUCAACAUACAAAGUGGCAUCUUGCAUAAAGGGAAUGGGGAAAACCAGUUCAUUUCCCAGCAGCCACCUGUAAUUGGAAGCAUUAUGGGCAACGGCCGCAGACGGAGCAUUUCUUGUCCAAGCUGCAAUGGUCUGGCAGAUGGAAACAAACUCCUGGCUCCUGUUGCCCUAACAUGUGGGUCUGAUGGAAGUCUUUAUGUUGGAGAUUUCAACUACAUCCGAAGGAUAUUUCCCUCUGGCAAUGUCACCAACAUACUGGAGCUGAGCCACAGCCCAGCUCAUAAGUAUUACUUGACCACAGAUCCGAUCACCGGCUCCAUCUACCUCUCGGACACCAACAGCCGACGUAUCUAUAAAAUCAAGUCAACCACAUCAGUGAAAGACAUUGUGAAGAACUCGGAGGUCUUGGCUGGAACUGGGGAUCAGUGCCUCCCAUUUGAUGAUACGCGCUGUGGAGAUGGAGGCAAAGGCACUGAUGCCACUCUUACAAAUCCCAGGGGCAUCACCGUGGACAAGUUUGGGCUGAUUUACUUUGUGGAUGGCACCAUGAUCAGACGGAUUGAUCAGAAUGGGAUCAUCUCAACCGUGUUGGGUUCCAAUGACUUGACAUCUGCUCGGCCUCUCAGCUGUGACUCGGUUAUGGACAUUUCUCAGGUUCGUCUUGAAUGGCCCACAGAUCUGGCAGUGAAUCCCAUGGAUAAUUCGCUCUACGUCCUCGACAACAACGUUGUGCUGCAGAUCUCUGAGAACCACCAAGUGCGCAUCGUGGCAGGGAGGCCCAUGCACUGCCAGGUGCCAGGCAUGGAUCACUUUCUCCUCAGCAAGGUGGCAAUCCACGCCACGCUGGAGUCUGCCACCGCCCUGGCCGUGUCCCAUAACGGGGUCCUGUACAUCGCUGAGACCGACGAGAAGAAGAUCAACCGCAUCAGGCAGGUCACCACCAACGGGGAGAUCUCCCUGGUCGCCGGCGCCCCGAGCAGCUGCGACUGCAAGAACGAUGCCAACUGCGACUGCUUCUCGGGGGACGACGGCUACGCCAAGGACGCCAAGCUCAACGCACCAUCCUCCCUCGCCGUGUGUGCAGAUGGGGAGCUGUAUGUCGCCGAUCUGGGGAACAUCCGAAUCCGCUUCAUUCGGAAAAACAAACCGUUCCUCAACACACAAAACCUGUAUGAGUUAUCCUCACCCAUAGACCAGGAACUCUACUUGUUUGACACCAGUGGGAAGCACCUUUAUACUCAGAGCCUUACCACUGGAGAUUAUCUUUACAAUUUUACUUAUUCUGGAGAUGGAGAUAUAACCCUGAUCACUGACAAUAAUGGCAACUUGGUCAAUAUCCGAAGAGAUUCCACAGGGAUGCCCCUCUGGCUGGUGGUGCCUGAUGGCCAAGUCUACUGGGUGACAAUUGGUACCAACAGUGCACUCAAGAGUGUUACAACACAGGGGCAUGAAGUAGCCAUGAUGACUUACCACGGCAACUCUGGUCUCCUUGCCACUAAAAGCAAUGAAAAUGGUUGGACAACAUUUUAUGAAUACGACAGCUUUGGCCGCCUGACCAACGUGACCUUCCCUACUGGCCAAGUGAGCAGCUUCCGCAGCGAUACUGACAGCUCUGUGCAUGUCCAGGUAGAAACCUCCAGCAAGGAUGAUGUUACAAUAACAACCAAUUUGUCAGCAUCGGGGGCCUUCUACACCCUGCUCCAAGACCAAGUCCGAAACAGCUACUACAUCGGUGCUGAUGGCUCCCUCAGACUGAUGCUCGCCAAUGGCAUGGAGGUGGCCCUGCAGACCGAGCCGCAUCUGCUGGCUGGCACCGUCAACCCCACGGUGGGGAAGAGGAAUGUCACCCUGCCCAUCGACAAUGGCCUCAACCUCGUGGAGUGGAGGCAGAGGAAGGAGCAAGCGAGAGGGCAGGUCACUGUCUUUGGACGUCGGCUGAGGGUUCACAACAGAAACCUGCUGUCCCUUGACUUUGAUCGUGUGACAAGGACUGAGAAAAUCUAUGAUGACCACCGCAAGUUCACGCUCCGCAUCCUCUACGACCAGGCAGGGAGGCCCAGUCUCUGGUCACCCAGCAGCAGACUGAAUGGGGUCAAUGUCACCUAUUCCCCAGGAGGACACAUCGCAGGGAUUCAGAGGGGCACGAUGUCAGAAAGGAUGGAGUACGAUCAGUCUGGCAGAAUUACAUCCAGAAUCUUUGCUGAUGGUAAAUCAUGGAGCUACACCUACUUGGAGAAGUCCAUGGUGCUGCUCCUUCACAGCCAGAGACAGUACAUCUUUGAGUUUGACAAGAAUGACCGGUUGUCCUCGGUGACCAUGCCCAACGUUGCCCGUCAGACUUUGGAAACCAUUCGUUCCAUUGGUUACUACAGGAACAUCUACCGGCCACCAGAAGGCAAUGCCUCAGUAAUUCAGGACUUCACAGAGGAUGAGCAGCUCCUCCACACUUUGUACUUGGGCACAGGGAGACGUGUCAUCUACAAGUAUGGGAAGCUGUCCAAGUUAGCCGAGAUGCUCUAUGAUACCACAAAGAUCAGUUUCACAUAUGACGAAACUGCAGGCAUGCUGAAGACCAUAAACUUGCAGAAUGAAGGGUUCACCUGCACAAUCAGGUACAGACAGAUAGGGCCCCUCAUUGACCGACAGAUUUUCCGCUUCACUGAGGAGGGCAUGGUGAAUGCACGCUUUGACUACAACUAUGACAACAGCUUCCGGGUGACCAGCAUGCAAGCAGUCAUCAACGAGACACCUUUGCCUAUUGAUCUCUACAGGUACGAUGACGUGUCAGGCAAAACUGAGCAAUUUGGUAAAUUUGGGGUCAUUUACUACGAUAUCAACCAGAUUAUUACCACUGCUGUCAUGACCCACACUAAACAUUUUGAUGCCUAUGGCAGGAUGAAGGAGGUCCAGUAUGAGAUAUUCCGGUCUCUCAUGUACUGGAUGACUGUGCAGUAUGACAACAUGGGGAGAGUGGUUAAGAAAGAGCUGAAGGUUGGCCCUUACGCAAACACAACUCGUUACUCAUAUGAAUAUGAUGCUGAUGGCCAGUUGCAGACCGUGUCUAUCAAUGACAAACCUCUCUGGCGUUACAGCUAUGACCUAAAUGGAAACCUCCAUCUGUUGAGUCCAGGGAAUAGUGCCCGCCUUACACCACUCAGGUAUGACCUCAGGGAUCGGAUUACUAGACUGGGGGAUGUGCAGUACAAAAUGGAUGAAGAUGGCUUCCUGAAGCAAAGGGGCAAUGAUAUUUUUGAGUACAAUUCAGCUGGCCUGCUCAUCAAAGCCUACAAUAAAGUGAGUGGGUGGAGUGUGAAGUACCGCUAUGAUGGCCUAGGAAGGAGAGUCUCCAGCAAAACCAGCCAUGGCCAUCACUUGCAGUUCUUCUACGCUGAUCUGACCAACCCAACCAAGGUCACCCACUUGUACAACCACUCGAGCUCUGAGAUCACCUCCCUGUACUAUGACCUCCAAGGCCACCUCUUUGCAAUGGAGCUCAGCAGCGGUGAUGAAUUCUAUAUAGCCUGUGAUAACAUUGGCACUCCUUUGGCUGUCUUCAGUGGGACUGGCUUAAUGAUCAAGCAGAUACUGUACACAGCAUAUGGGGAGAUCUAUAUGGACACUAAUCCCAACUUCCAGAUCAUCAUCGGCUACCAUGGAGGACUGUAUGACCCCCUCACGAAGCUUAUCCACAUGGGGCGGAGAGACUACGAUGUGCUAGCGGGUCGCUGGACAAGUCCGGACCAUGAUAUGUGGAAGCAUCUGAGUAGCAAUAACAUAAUGCCUUUCAACCUGUAUAUGUUCAAAAACAACAACCCCAUUAGCAAUUCUCAGGAUAUCAAAUGUUACAUGACAGAUGUCAACAGUUGGCUGCUCACCUUUGGGUUCCAGCUGCACAAUGUCAUCCCUGGCUACCCCAAGCCAGACAUGGAUGCAAUGGAGCCAUCCUAUGAGCUAAUCCACACACAGAUGAAAACCCAAGAAUGGGACAACAGCAAGUCCAUUUUGGGGGUCCAGUGUGAAGUGCAGAAGCAGCUGAAGGCCUUUGUCACCCUGGAGCGCUUCGAACAAAUCUACAGCUCCAGCAUCGCUGGGUGCCGGCACGUCAAGAAGAACAAGAACUUUGCUUCUGGAGGCUCCAUCUUUGGCAAGGGCGUCAAGUUCGCCAUGAAGGAUGGGCGCGUGGCCACUGACAUCAUCAGCGUGGCCAACGAGGAUGGGCGGAGGAUUGCAGCCAUCCUGAACAACGCCCACUACCUGGAGAACUUACACUUCACCAUCGAUGGGGUGGACACACACUAUUUCAUUAAGCAGGGGCCAUCAGAGGGCGACCUAUCCAUCCUGGGCCUCAGCGGUGGGCGGAGGACCCUGGAGAAUGGCGUGAAUGUGACAGUGUCCCAGAUCAACACAGUGCUGAGUGGGAGGACUAGACGCUACACGGACAUCCAGCUCCAGUACGGUGCACUGUGUCUAAACACGCGCUACGGGACCACCUUGGACGAGGAGAAGGCACGCGUCCUGGAGCUGGCUCGACAGCGCGCCGUCACCCAAGCUUGGUCCCGGGAACAGCAGAGACUGCGGGAUGGGGAGGAGGGUAUUCGCUCAUGGACAGAAGGGGAGAAGCAACAAGUGCUAAACACGGGCCGGGUACAGGGCUACGAUGGCUAUUUUGUGAUCUCAGUGGAGCAGUACCCUGAACUCUCAGACAGCGCCAACAACAUCCACUUCAUGAGACAGAGCGAAAUGGGCAGAAGGUGACAGAGAGGGUCAAUGCGGUGACUUCUUGCCAAAGACAGCUACUCUUUUGUGGCCACUUA
This is a messenger RNA of Vidua macroura (Pin-tailed whydah), 8219 nucleotides long. RefSeq names its product teneurin transmembrane protein 4 (gene TENM4). Gene Ontology annotation, biological process: neuron development; signal transduction; heterophilic cell-cell adhesion. Gene Ontology annotation, cellular component: membrane; neuron projection. Lineage: Eukaryota; Metazoa; Chordata; Aves; Passeriformes; Viduidae. The coding region runs from base 1 to 8160 and encodes 2719 amino acids. The record is from RefSeq and is a predicted model, not a curated record. Gene Ontology annotation, molecular function: cell adhesion molecule binding; protein homodimerization activity; protein heterodimerization activity. The transcript has 27 exons.